AUGAGCGGCCAAAACGGCUAUGGAAACGGACACGGCUACUCCGGCGCCGGCCGCUACGACACGAAUGACCCCGGAUAUGCUGGUACCAAUAAUAACCUCGGUGUGAACGGAUACAGUGGAAGGGGAACCGGAGCAUCACCAGGCGGAGGUGGACGGUCAGAUCUUCGCCCGGGAGGCUACGGUGGUUUCUACCCUGAGGCAAAUUCGGGUCCCCAGUCGCAGUCGCAGUCGCCGUCACCCAUGUCGCAGAGCCAGUCUCCUGAGCGCCGGCGCGAUCGAGCGAAUCGGGAUUACCAGCAGCCCUCGCAGUCCACUUCCACUUCGCGGUCGAGAACAAGGAAUCAGGAUGCUGAUAGGCGAUACCGGGAGGAUCGGUCUCGAGAUGCUAGUCGGCAUGCGGAUACUAGGGGCCAGGGAAGAAAUCCGUCGCCUGUUGUUAGGAGAGGGACUACUUCUGGAGAGUCGCAGGCCAUUGAAGCUGUGCUUCAAUCUAUCCAGCGCGAUUGGGACUUCAUGACUGAUAGCGAAUGUGUGCCGGUACACGUUGCUUUGAGCUUGAUGGAUACAAGUACAUUGGGCAAGGCAGACCGCGAAGAUGACUUCCUGCAUAUGUACAAUGAUAUCCAGAAGACUCUGAAGGCAAUUGUGAAUGAACACCACCAAGGCUUCAACAGUUCCAUUGGUACUUAUCACAAAAUCCAGUCGAACAUCGGUUCGGCCCAAAGUCGAGUGCGCAACCUGAGACACGCCCUCGACCAAGCGAAAUCAGGAUUAAUCUCAACAAAACCUGAGCUCAAGGGACUGGCAACGUCUUCACAGAAUUACGAUGAUAUCGUUCAGCUGUUCACUCAAAUUGAAGAAGUCCAAUCUCUGCCCGAAAAACUUGAAUCUCAGAUUUCGGACAAGCGUUUCCUUGCGGCGGUGGAUGUUCUUCACACUGGUCUUCGACUCCUACGGCGAUCAGAAUUGGAAGACAUCGGCGCCUUGUCUGAUAUCCGUGCUUAUUUCCUUAACCAGGAAACCUCGCUUACAGACAUCUUGAUCGAAGAGUUGCACGAUCACCUGUAUCUCAAGUCACCAUAUUGCUCUGAUCGGUGGAAAGCACCAACUACCGAGGGAGACGUGAAUACAUCUAGCUGGACCGGCAAUCGAUCAUGGGAGCGACCUAUUUUCAGCUUCCUUGCCAAGUUUGAUCCAUUAACACCCAUGGUUGAAGAUGCUUCCCGAAACCCCGAGGCAGAUACAUUCUCUUAUAUUCAACUGUUGAUAGAAGCACUCAACAAGAUGGGCCAUCUUGAUAUUGCAGUUCAUCGAAUUGAGCAGCGUCUUCCUGUCGAGUUGUUUGCUGUGGUGGACAAGACCAAUGCUGAUGUUGACACUCGCUACCCCACGCCAACGAAAAGCUUCUCGGCCCAGGAAAAUACUUACACCAAGUCCAACCUUCCUACUGAGAUUAUCGAGAAACGGGGCCAUGUACUCUCUGAGUUCUUGUGGGCACUCUAUGCCAAGUUUGAGGCUAUUGCAGAGGGCCAUCGGAUCCUUCACGAUGUCGUUUCGGCUAUUGUGGAGCGAGAAGGUCUCAUCAAAAGUGAGACGCUUUCUGGUGGAUUUAAAGAGUUGUGGAAGCUCCUGCAAAGCGAGAUACGUUCCCUCAUGCACGACUAUCUUGCUACGGACGGAGAUUCCUCUGUCCGUUCUAGAGGUGAUGAGGCUGAUUCUCGACGCAAUCAAUACUCAGGUAAUCGUGACAAGAACAAGAAAAUGUUCAAGCUCUCCGACACCGAGCAUAACUCAGAGAUGAAAGCCGAACAAGAUGAGCUGGACGAAAUUCUCAAAUCCUCUGUUCCAGGACUUGUUUCUAAAUCAAGGCAAAAAGUCGCUACAAAUGACACUUCACAGUCCAAUAAGGGGAAUUCAGGAACUGGCCACAAGAUUUUACUUGAGCCUAGUGUCUUCAAUAUGGGUCUCCUCCUACCACCUUCCCUCUCCUUCAUCCGGCGUCUGAAGGACAUAGUGCCUGUCGAUGCUGAUAUCUCCAUGGGCACGCUGACUUCCUUCUUGGAUGACUUUAUGGUUAAUGUUUUCCUGCCUCAACUCGAUGAAACUGUGACGGAUCUCUGCACGCUCAGCUUUAUUGCCGCCGAUUCAUUUACAGAAGACCCUCAGUGGUCCAAGGUUUCUCCUCGGCCUAUUUUCAAAGGAACAGUCAAGUUCAUGACUAUUGUUCGAGAAUUUAGCAAGAUGCUGUCAAGUAUCCCACACGAUCAGGCAUUUACCCAACUUCUCAUCGACCAGAUCGUGACCUAUUAUGACAAGUGCUGUGGAUGGUACAAAGCCAUGGUUACGAGAGUGUCUGCACGCAAUCAUGGCGGUGGAGUUCGGUUGAAAGCUGCGGCAUCCUAUGCUGAAACAGGCGACAUCCGUGAUACAGUGGAUGAGCUGUGGAAAGGACCCGGGGCUAAGAAGCACACACUCAUUGAUACGGAAAUCGACUUGCUUCUCAAGCGAACCAACGAAGUGCCUCUGGAGCCAUACGACAUCAUAUCUGAUCCCAAGACUGUGGUCUCUCUUUCUCUAUUGUAUAACAGCAUGCAAUGGCUUGCAAGCCACCUCGCCAAGAUUCGCCUCGUUGUCGAGCACACAUCUGACGCCGAGUCAUCCAGUUUGACUGCAACUGGGCGGCCUUCGCGCAGAUGGACUCUGUUUGGCGCCACGAAACCCAAGCGAGAUAGUAUCAACAAUCCGGUACAUCUACCACUCAACCAUGAGACUGUAGUGGCCUUUGAUGGGACUCUCGAAUCCCUGCAUGGCCUUGGUACUACUGCGCUUUUGACAAUGCAUGUGGAUAUCCGCUGUGGAAUUAUUCACAUGUUGACGAAGACCAUGUCCGGGCCAAACCCUCCUACAUUGCGCAACUCCGAGCCCGUAACCCCAUCCCCAAAUACGCAAGACAACUGGUGGCACAUCAUCAUGAACCAGCCAACAGCAGCAUCACCCACUAUUCUCACGUUGAACAAUGAUCUUAUAGAAUUUGAUACCAACAUCUCCACAUAUCUCGGGUCUGUCGAACGCUGGUUCAUCACAUCCGGUCUAGCACGGUUCAUUGACCGUGUCUUUGUCGCCUGUACCCGUUACAUCGGGGCAAUGAACGAAAACGGGGCCUUGCGGUUGCAACUCGAUGUGCUCGUGCUGCAGCAGAACCUGAAGAAUAUUAUCAUUGAUCCAGCCAGUGAUGCCCCUGCCUCGGCAACAGAUUUGCACCAACAGGCCUCUCAGGAGGUCGUUGCCUUACCCCGAAGCGCCAAAUUCCUGGACUGGUUCCUUGAAGGCGCCGAAAGGUCCUUAGAUUACGCCAAGGAUGAAAAGGAGGCGUUUGCAUCACAAGGUGCCAAGGCCUUGGCUGCUGGAAAUGGAGAGCCCUUCACAUAUGACGAGUUAUGUGUCCUUGUCGACUUAUGCUUCUCAGAAAUCCUCCGUGGCCCUCGUGGGGCAGAGAGCCGCGAGGACUUCAUGUCAGCCAAGAAGGCCAGUGCAGAUGCGUUACUCAGGCUGAACGAAAUUAUGUGGGACGCCCGGUAG
Penicillium nucicola is the source of this 3579-nucleotide messenger RNA. Its product is annotated as exocyst subunit SEC8. NCBI's taxonomy places the organism in Eukaryota, Fungi, Ascomycota, Eurotiomycetes, Eurotiales, Aspergillaceae. The transcript has 9 exons. The coding region runs from base 1 to 3579 and encodes 1192 amino acids. Gene Ontology annotation, cellular component: exocyst. Gene Ontology annotation, biological process: exocytosis; Golgi to plasma membrane transport. The record is from RefSeq and is a predicted model, not a curated record.